UAUUGGAGAAGGGCGGGAUUUUACGCAAAGUAAUUCAUUCUGUUUGCAAUGCAUUUUGUCCUGUGAAGAAGAGCAGCAUAACGUCUCAGUACCCAUUUGAAAAAGGAUUUAAUAGGAUUACGCCUUUACCCUUGGAUGCAUCAGCUACUAUUUCGGUGGAUUUAGUGGGCACGCGAAAUCGGAAUUUAAGCUCUCAGUCACGUUACUUCCGUAACCGAGGGCCUCUGCUGGAUAUCGCUUUAAAUUAAUGAAAGAAUCAAAUAUUUACAUUUGUGGAAAGUUUUCUACUAUACAGUCGAUCACACCGCUGUUUAGCAUAGGCACCAAACACAGGAGUUCUCUGUGGUAUCUGUGGAAUAAGGAGCUUGUCAGGGAGAUUGCUUUUAGCAUCGGGCUUCAACGAGACCCAGUUACCAGAGAUGAACUGGUCGACGCCAUUGCCUCGAAGCACUUCAAUGUAUGACGUCACCGGAAAUGGACCAACAACGAUGUUUCCAACCUCCAAUCGGACAAACGUCACAGUUCAUAACCAAGAACAGAUGAUAGAUUUUUUUCAGGAUGAGCAGAUAGCAUUUCUGGUGAUCCUACUCCUGUUGAUCAUCGUCGGCAACUCAACUGUCCUUGCCGCCAUUGCCCUGUCACGUGAGCGGAGAAGAUCCCGGAUGAACUUCUUUAUCAUGCAUCUAGCCCUUGCAGACUUCCUGAACGGACCCCUAAACGUGAUGAUAGACCUUAUCUGCAAAGUGACCAUAUAUUGGUAUGCUGGGAAUGUCAUGUGCAAAGUUAUACAGUAUACCAGGUCUGUGGUAAUGUUUGCCUCCACGUACAUGCUGGUGUCGCUCAGCAUCGACAGACUCGACGCCGUCGCUCGCCCCAUGCUCUUCAGUGGAAGCUGGAAGCGAGCGAGACUUCUGAUAGGUGGAGCGUGGGUACUGUCUCUCAUCUUCUCCAUCCCCAUGUUGGUGCUGUUCCACGAGGCGAACGUUCACGGAGGCCCCCAGUGUUACAUCACCAUGCAGCAUGACUGGCACUGGCAGCUUUACUUAACCCUGAUUGCCAUCAGUCUGUUUGUCGUCCCCGCCAUCAUCAUCUGCUUCUGCUACCUCGUCAUCAUCUUCACCAUCUGGCGGAGCAGCAUCCUGCUCAAACCUCAAGACACGCCCGAACAGAAGAGGGCAAGAAGGAAGUCCAAAGAUGAAGAACUUUUAACCGGGAGCCUGACAACUUCUCGGAGCGACAGCUGUACCAGUUCAAGGGGAAUUAUUCCUCAAGCAAAAGUUCGAACUAUUAAAAUGACUUUCAUAAUAGUUUUAGUUUUUAUCGUGUGUUGGAGUCCGUACUUUAUAUUCAACCUGUUUCAAGUGUACGGCUAUGUCCCCCACACACCAACCAUGGGAAAGAUAUCCACAUUUGUUCAAAGUCUGGCCCCAUUAAACUGUGCCGCUAACCCCGUCAUAUACGGCAUCUUCAGCACACGAAUCUGCAAAUACUUAAGAAGAGUGUACGUGUUCCGGAAGUUGUCUGAACGAUGGUGCCGGUGCUGCAAUGACGACUCCCCGCGAGGAACGUCUGCGACGGAGUACACCAGCAUGUCGGAAACAGACGAUAUCCGGUUGACCGCUGACCCAGGAACGUCAUCACGAGUUGGCAGGGUGCCGUAUGUGCGGCAAAAACUGUCGGAAGCGGACCGAGAAAUCCUUUCUCUCCAUGUGACGUCUCAUAAUAUUUGAGCGAAUGAAAAACGAAAAGUUUUGCAAAAAAUAUAUAUCUUUUUCCCGAAAACAAAAUAACAACUUAUGGUGAAAGGAUCGGGACUACACUGGGUUUUUGAUGUGUGUUGUAAGACCCGAUCGAGGCGGCAGGAAGGGUAUGUGAAAUACCAUUAGACACAUUGACAUACGCUAAAAUUAGCGGAUUUGUAAGUUCUUUCUACAGUUGUACCUUUGUUUUCAAUGUUAUAUUGUCAGUACUGAUAACCAAUGAAUAGUGACCGCCCAGUGCAAUGUCCAUGUCUCCAGGACCAGAGUCUCUGUGUUAGGAAUGACGGCGUGAAAACUCUUUGAUUACCGCAAACAGCGUUGGUCGGUCUACACAUCGUGCACUUCAGGGUCUGUGGGUAGAUGCAAAAUAAUUGAUCCGAUGUCCUGUAAAGCUGAAAUACAGCCCGUGGCGUUAAUCGGAUACAGUUUUGUGCUACUACAAUUACGACAAAGACCAAGAGUGACAACGGUGAAGGUCGACCUGAAGAACAUCAAUACAAAUGACGUUCAUGUAUUGGGCAUAUUCUGCACCGAUACUGCUCAGAUUAUUUUCAUGUUCUGACAGAGACUUAUGGACAAAUCCUGUUGUUGUUUGUUGGGAUGUAUUUACACGUGCGACAGAUUAUAUUGUUCUUGUUCUA
Molecule: messenger RNA, 2401 nt
Organism: Haliotis rubra (blacklip abalone)
Lineage: Eukaryota; Metazoa; Mollusca; Gastropoda; Lepetellida; Haliotidae
Product: cardioacceleratory peptide receptor-like
Exons: 10
Coding region: 420-1730 (436 amino acids)
Biological process (GO): G protein-coupled receptor signaling pathway
Cellular component (GO): membrane
Molecular function (GO): vasopressin receptor activity
Source: RefSeq, a predicted model, not a curated record